Molecule: messenger RNA, 894 nt
Organism: Drosophila hydei
Lineage: Eukaryota; Metazoa; Arthropoda; Insecta; Diptera; Drosophilidae
Product: microtubule-associated protein RP/EB family member 1-like
Exons: 2
Coding region: 194-808 (204 amino acids)
Biological process (GO): regulation of microtubule polymerization or depolymerization; protein localization to microtubule plus-end; spindle assembly
Cellular component (GO): microtubule plus-end; spindle midzone; microtubule organizing center
Molecular function (GO): microtubule plus-end binding
Source: RefSeq, a predicted model, not a curated record
UUUAUAUUUUGAUUAAGUCGAGCGUAGAAGAUAAAACGAACUCUACAUAUUUACAAAUAUAAUUCACAUAUAUCUCAUAUAAUUAAGUAUUUUUGAACUUUUCGGAAAUUAUUACAUGUAAAAUUUUUAUAUCAACUAAAUUUUUGUAAAAUACAUAGGAAGUGUACGGCCUCUUCGGAGGCACUUAAAUGACAUGGCAUUGAAUCGUCUGGUCAAUGUAAUCUCGACAAAUAAUACGAAACCGACCUGGUCCCGCCAGGCAAUCUUGAGCUGGUGCAAUAAGUGCUUAAGCAGCAAUAUCCAAAAGAUCGACGAUCUGUGUACUGGGGCUGCAUAUUGUUGCCUAAUGGAUAUCCUCGUGCCAGACAGUGUUAAUUUUAGCAAAGUGAAAUUUAAGUGCUACAUGGAGAAUGACUACAUCAGCAAUUUUAUACUAUUACAGCAGUGCUUCAACAAGUAUAAAGUCGAUAAGAGUAUACCAAUCUAUAAGUUGGUCAAGGGUAAAUUUCAGGACAAUUACGAAUUCGCCGUAUGGUUCCGCUUGUUCUUCGAAGCCAACUUCAAUAAAAUGCCGGACGGCUACGAUGCCAUGUUGAAGCGAAACUAUCAGACUUUGGCCAAGGAUUUGAUAAAUACGUCAAAGAUUCAACAUGGCACGCCCCACUCGAUAUUACCCAAGACAAUCCGCGCACGCAGCCGUACUCGUGAGCCGCUCAUGCAGGAUGCGUCAGUCCGUGUGGCGCCAAUAACGGCUGUGGCAAGGGCCAGGGCAAAUGGCGGGCUAUCAACCGACACAAAUCGACAUUAAACGAUAGGUGAUGUUUUUUUAAAAUGUGAUGAAAAUCAUGUGCGAUAAAAUUAAAAAGUUUGGCUGCAUUGCAACAAAAACAUUAA